Messenger RNA from Nanorana parkeri, 735 nucleotides. Its product is annotated as mitotic checkpoint serine/threonine-protein kinase BUB1-like. The transcript has 5 exons. Gene Ontology annotation, biological process: meiotic sister chromatid cohesion, centromeric; mitotic spindle assembly checkpoint signaling; protein phosphorylation. NCBI's taxonomy places the organism in Eukaryota, Metazoa, Chordata, Amphibia, Anura, Dicroglossidae. Gene Ontology annotation, molecular function: protein kinase activity; ATP binding. The coding region runs from base 1 to 735 and encodes 244 amino acids. The record is from RefSeq and is a predicted model, not a curated record.
AUGUGUACUGCGCCUGCUCUCAUCCUCCGGCACAGCCGCUUGAGAAGCUUCAGAUCUGAAGACUGUAGCGAGAGGUGGAGACACGGCACGAGUAAGAAUGUUAUUAAUCUGUACAAGAAAUUGACAGAGAAGGUGAUGCCUGUGCCACUGGUCAUGUAUUUUGCCAUCAAUAUCCUGUACAUAGUGGAACAGCUCCAUAACAUUGGCAUCAUCCAUGGUGAUAUAAAACCUGAUAACUUUGCUCUGGGUGAAAACUUUAUAGAUCAUGAAUCUUGUAAACUGGAUCUGGUAUCGCAUGGACUAGCUCUCAUUGAUCUGGGUCAGAGCAUAGAUCUGACACUCUUCCCAACAGGAACAGCUUUCAAAGCAAAGUGCGAGACAUCUGGAUUUCAGUGCGUGGAAAUGCUGACCAAUAAACCCUGGAACUAUCAGACAGACUACUUUGGUGUAGCUGGAACAGUUUACUGCAUGCUGUUUGGCAACUACAUGAAAGUCCAUGAGGAGUGUGGUGUUUGGAAGACGGAGGGAAAUUUUAGACGAAUGCCAGAUGGAGAACUGUGGGUCAAUUUUUUCCAUACCUUAUUGAAUAUCCCUGACUGUCACAGCCCAUCGCCCCUCCAAGCCCUGCGGGAGAAACUCACAAGGACAUUCCAGAUGAUGUAUACAAGCAAAAUAAAAUCCCUGCGCAACAGACUCGUUAUCCGGCUUCUGGAAAACAAGCCUACGAGGAGAUAA